AAUUGAGAUGACACAACAACCACUGCCUAUCUCAUCUAUUGAAAUAGAGCUAGCCACCUGCGUUUCCUGGUCUCUGUAUACUUCCCAAUACCUGGUAGAAGUUGAACAACUAACUCAUCCUGACAAGAAAGACCGAAGAUUCUGCUGCUUCGAAGGUUUUAAAAGACCCCAAACCCUCUGACAAUAUUACCCUUUAUGCACGCCUUUUCCAGUGGCUCGAAAAGACCUUCCUUUCCCCACCCAAUUUCCAAUAAGACUAGAACCCACUCCAGUUCCGACCAUUCUCAUCCAUCAAGCCAUCAUGAGUAAAGAAACGGCCGCUGACAUUCUCAUCAAGAAUACCACCACAUCGCUGACGCGAAAGACGGUGGAUGACCCUACUACAAUUCGCAUCAUGGUGUUGGUCUCUACGACUUCUGGCAGCAGGAGGCAACUGAGCAAUCAGGAACGAUCCAUUGCCAUGUUGGAGGCACUGGGCAUUCCCUUUGAAACGCUCAAUUGUGCCAUGCCCGAGUAUAGAGAAGAACGUGACAUCUACUUUGAACUUUCUGGAGUCCAAGGAGAUUAUCCGCAAUUCUUUUUAAUCAAACCGUCCGCCGAGGACGACGACAAGAAAACCACUUAUCUGGGACAAUUCGAUGACAUGGAGGGAUGCAAUGAAAGAUCCAAUCUUCCCAAAGAGUCCCUCAAGGAGAGUGAUGUCACGUGGGAUUCCAUCAUGGGUACGACCGACACAUACAACAAUAAAGGAUUCAACCCAGGCGAGGGUGCAGUCGAUGACGACGAUGAUAGCGUAGGAAGUGGGGGUGGAGGUAUUUAUGCGGAUCUUUAAUGAGUGAAUUAUUUUAAAUGCAACAAAUUGGAAUGGACAGCCAUUCCCAUUAGUAAUGCCAAGGCAACACACACCACCGUGAAUUUGUGAUGCAGAUAAAGCUAGCAAACCACUUGCUUGAUAGAUUGUUGUGACUUAAAAACUAGAUACUACUUUUUG
Seminavis robusta is the source of this 991-nucleotide messenger RNA. Lineage: Eukaryota; Bacillariophyta; Bacillariophyceae; Naviculales; Naviculaceae. The record is from the annotation of a GenBank genome assembly.